AUGGCUUCUGCGACACCCUCGUUUCCCUCCAAGAGAGAGACGACCAAUUAUGCCCGGUUAUGCCGGCUUUUGGUGGAUGUGGGUACACUUAUCGUGAGAGAGACUUUUGACAGGAAGCAUCCAGCAGAAAACUUGUGCACAGUUUUGUCAAGCAAUAAAAUUAAUUCUGUCUUAAAAUCACUUCGAGAAAGACGUAUCUUAAAUCCCCAUCAGUGGGGUAAGAUAUAUCCUGCUAUCAAGUCUUCAGUUUCAUCAAGAGAUUUUGACAUCACUCUGCUUAUGGUUCUUUUGAGGAACAUCUGUGGUCUCACUCCUCUGGCUACCGGCUGGGACGCACUUCCUCCAGCUUCAGAUACAACCCUUCAGGCAGAUCUUGCUCGAAUUAAGUACUACCGAAACACAGUUUACGCCCAUGCCGUCAAAGCCUCAGUUGAUGACGCAGAAUUCAAUCGACACUGGAAGGACAUUCAAAAAGUAUUGGUAAGACUGGGAGGAGUCGGCUACCAAGAUGCUAUCGACAAUCUGAAAAAGGAAAGGAUGGACCCAGAACUUGAGGAACACUACAAAGAUCUUCUUAAACAGUGGGUAAUGGAUGAAGUUAGCAUCAAGGAACGACUGGAUGAAAUCGAAGAAAAGAUGAUUAAGAAUUUCGAAGACUUAAAAGUGAGUAUGGAUAUUUUAAAUAAAAUGAAGAAAAAGGAAGACGUCGUCAUUCUCAUAUUGGGUGAGACCGGAGUCGGAAAGUCAACCUGGAUCAAUGGGAUUGCCAACUAUCUGAAGUAUGACUCUCUGCUGGAUGCCAUCGAUGCUAGGGAAUUCACUGUCUUAGUUCCCUUCAGGUUUACCUUUACCGAUGAAAAGGGGAAAGGAAUAGAUGUUUCCUUUGGUUCGGAUGAAAAUGAAGUCUUUGCUACUGGCCAGUCUGCUACCCAGACGGCUCGGGAGUAUAUGUUUGAGACAGACACCAGAAGGUACCACCUUAUCGACACUCCAGGAAUCGGAGAUUGUAGAGGUAUUGGUAAGGACAAAGAAAACUUUGAGAACAUCCUGGAAUUUCUUACUCUCUACAACAAGAUUAAUGCCGUGGUUGUGCUUCUCAAACCAAACAAUCCCAGGUUGACUGUGGCCUUCAGAUUCUGUGUGGUAGAACUACUUACACAUCUUCACAAGUCGCUUGUCUCCAACAUAAUCUUUGCCUUCACGAACUCCAGGGGUACCUUUUACAAGCCAGGAGACAGCCUUCCAGUUCUCAAGGAACUCUUACAGGAAUACAACCUAGAAAUCGAUGUCUCACCGUCAAACUAUUUUUGUUUCGACAACGAAGCUUUCAGAUUUCUUGCCUGCAACAAGAAAGGAAUCAAGUUUACACCGAAAGAGGUUAACCUGUACUCAGAAAGCUGGGACUUGUCUUGCGAAACUACCAGCAAACUUUUCCAGCGAGUGAUGGAAAUGAAACCACACGACACAAAGAAGACUCUAAGUCUGAAUGAGGCGAGGAACUACAUCAUUGCCUUAAGCAAACCCAUGGGGGAAGCUUUUGAACUUAUAACCAUGAACUUAAAGCGGAUUGACGAUGAAACAGAGAAGUGCAAGAUUUUUGACAGUGACAUCAGCACUUUCCGAGCGCAUCUUAAGUUCAAAGGGUUUGAUCUGAUUGUUGAGCCUCUAGACUACCCCAUGACUGUUUGUGCUGGUGAUGAAUGCAAGACCUAUGCAAAAGUUGGUGAGGAAAAUGUGACGCGCACAGUUUAUGACCAGAUCUGCCAUGAUCAUUGCUACCUUCCAGGAGUAUCCGUUGAGACCAUAAACAACGACAAGCUUUACAAGUGUCGCGCAAUGCACAAUGGUCACUGUACAAAAUGUCGUCACAGCUACAGUGAGCAUAUGCAUAUUACCUACAAAACUACUCUCGUAGAGACGGAAUUCCUAUCUAAAAAAGCACAGAGUUUAAUCAUGAUGAAAGAAGACAUGAAGUCUCAGAAGGAAGCGUUCAUCGAUACGCUGAAGAUGCGGAGUAAAGAAUAUAAACGAGAAAAGGAUUUCAUUUACGAAUGUGCAUCCUUUUUCGGUAUAUUUCUCAAAAAGAACGCCAUGAUCCCUUACAACGACUCCUUUGGUGAUUACGUCGACAUGCUGAUCAAGGAUGAGGAGGCUAAGAAAGAGGAGAUCAGAGACAAAGGGAAGAUAGAAAAGUUGAAGGAAGAGAAACAACAAUACGAGAUGAAAAAAAAACUCAUCAAAACAACGAUUUCUUCAAGCUCAGAGGGAAAGUUUAAAACUUCGCCUGUAGAGGAGAUCUAUAAAAGGAAAAAAAAGCUUUGCUCUUUGAAGCACAAUGGAAGGAUAUUAAGAGAAGCUUUUGAUGGCGUGAUGUCCGCGAGACAAAGAAUAUUCGAAGAAAAUAGGAGGGGCCUCUUGCAGAUCAAUGGCAGUGACACUCUCUGGAGCCGCUUCCUCUCCAAAUGUGAGAUUGCACUGAAGAACUUUGUUGCUGAACCUCCUCAUCAACAUGCUUUGUACUACACGUCAUUUUUGUUAGAAGAACUAGCGUGGCAUAAAGAUGACCUGUUAGAAGCAUUAGAGGGUAUUUUUAGUACUUUUUAUUUCCUCUCAUGCACAGAGUGA
Molecule: messenger RNA, 2625 nt
Organism: Pocillopora verrucosa
Lineage: Eukaryota; Metazoa; Cnidaria; Anthozoa; Scleractinia; Pocilloporidae
Source: RefSeq, a predicted model, not a curated record